This is a messenger RNA of Callorhinus ursinus (northern fur seal), 2037 nucleotides long. RefSeq names its product F-box protein 24 (gene FBXO24). Lineage: Eukaryota; Metazoa; Chordata; Mammalia; Carnivora; Otariidae. Gene Ontology annotation, molecular function: protein binding. The record is from RefSeq and is a predicted model, not a curated record.
GAGGGGGCAGUCAGGAUGGUGAGGAGAAGCCGGAGACAAAAGCUGCAAAAAGUCACCGGGCUGUGCGGUCGGGAGGAGGGGCUCCGGGUGAAGCGGAGCUGCCCUUCAUGUGGCCCAGAGCCUGGGGGUGAAGAGAAGAAGGGGAGAGGGAACCCUAUUUCUCUUCAGCUGUUCCCCCCAGAGCUGGUGGAGCAUAUCAUCUCAUUCCUCCCAGUCAGAGAUGUGGUCGCUCUGGGCCAGACCUGCCACUACUUCCACGAAGUGUGCGAUGCCGAGGGCGUGUGGAGACGCAUCUGUCGCAGGCUGAGUCCUCGCCUACGAGAGCAGGGUUCUGGGGUCCGGCCCUGGAAGAGAGCUGCCAUUCUUAACUACACGAAGGGCCUGUAUUUCCAGGCAUUUGGGGGCCGCCGCCGCUGUCUCAGCAAGAGUGUAGCCCCCCUGCUAGCCCAUGGCUACCGCCGCUUCUUGCCCACCAAGGACCACGUCUUCAUUCUUGACUACGUGGGGACCCUCUUCUUUCUCAAAAAUGCCCUGGUCUCCUCUACCCUUGGCCAGAUCCAGUGGAAGCGAGCCUGCCGCUAUGUUGUGUUGUGUCGCGGAGCCAAGGAUUUUGCCUCGGACCCAAGAUGUGACACAGUUUACCGUAAAUACCUCUAUGUAUUGGCCACUCGGGAGCAGCCAGGUGUGGUAGGCACAACUGGCAGCCGGGCCUGUGACUGUGUCGAGGUCUAUCUGCAGUCCAGUGGGCAGCGGGUCUUCAAGAUGACCUUCCACCACUCCAUGAGCUUCAAACAGAUCGUGCUGGUCGGUCAGGAGACCCAGCGGGCUCUGUUGCUUCUCACAGAGGAAGGAAAGAUCUACUCUUUGGUAGUGAAUGAAACCCAGCUGGACCAGCCGCGCUCCUACACAGUUCAGCUGGCCCUGAGGAAGGUGUCCCGUUGCCUGCCUCACCUUCGUGUGGCCGGCAUGGCUUCCAACCAGAGCAGUACUCUCUACAUCACAGACCAGGGGGGAGUGUAUUUUGAGGUGCAUACCCCAGGGGUGUAUCGUGAUCUCUUUGGGACCCUUCAAGCCUUUGACCCCUUGGACCAGCAGAUGCCACUUGCUCUCUCACUGCCUGCCAAGAUCCUAUUUUGCGCUCUUGGCUACAAUCACCUUGGCCUGGUGGAUGAAUUUGGCCGACUCUUCAUGCAGGGAAAUAACAGAUACGGGCAGCUGGGAACAGGGGACAGAAUGGACCGAGGGGAACCCACACAGGUGCAUUAUCUGCAACGCCCCAUUGCCCUGUGGUGUGGCCUCAACCACUCCCUGGUGCUGAGCCAGGGCUCGGACUUCAGCAAGGAGCUGCUGGGCUGCGGCUGUGGGGCUGGGGGCCGCCUCCCUGGCUGGCCUAAGGGGAGUGCCUCCUUCGUGAAGCUCCACGUCAAGGUCCCUUUGUGUGCCUGUUCCCUCUGCUCUACCAGAGAGUGUCUCUACAUGCUGUCCAGCCAUGACGUCGAGCACCACCCCACCUAUCGGGACCUUCCAGCCAGCAGGGUGGUGGGGACCCCCGAGCCCAGCCUGGGGGCCGGAGCAUCCCAGGACCCUGGGGGGGCGGCCCAGGCCUGUGAGGAGUACCUCAACCAGAUCCACAGUUGCCCCACAUUGCAGGAUCGCAUGGAAAAGAUGAAGGAGAUCGUGGGCUGGAUGCCCUUGAUGGCCGCACAGAAGGAUUUCUUUUGGGAGGCCUUGGACCUGCUGCAGAGGACUGCUGCGGGGGCUGGCUCAGGCCCCCCAACCCCUGAGAGCUGACCCCCCCUCUCCUAAUCUCACCCCUGGAGGGAGAGUCUGGCCCUGGGCCAGGAGCUAAGGAGAAAUGGGGUGGUAGCAGUAAACACUGCAUGUGCACAUGGGGGGGUGGGGUGGAGAUUGCUAGACGUGCCAGGAUGAACCGGGAACUGUUUUGUAAGAUUGUUCGGGGGGGCUGCCCAGGAGGGGCCCCCAAUCUAUCAUGGACAAGAGAUUUGAUGGACAAAUAGAAUAAAAGGCUGAAGUGAG